UGUGAUUUUGACGUCCGACAUCUGUGGCGCUACCAUCCAAUCAGAAAACAAAAUAUUCAUGUGUGAACUGGAGUAUCCCACGUGUUCGUUUUUAUCUGCCUACAAUAACUAUUUGUUUAUCGCUGUCAAAAAAAGUGGUUUAACCGAUUGAACUGUGUUUAUAUAAUGUCCGAGAGCGAAAACGAAGUGGUAGCUGAUGAAGAACAGCAGGAGAACGUUACUUGGAAAGAUUUGGGCGUUCUAGAUUCACUUUGCACCGCUUGUGAAGACUUAAAAUGGAAAUCACCAACAAAAAUACAGCGGGAAGCUAUUCCCCUAACUUUGCAAGGGAAGGACGUGAUUGGUUUGGCGGAGACAGGUUCUGGUAAAACAGCAGCUUUUGCGAUUCCUAUAUUGCAAUCACUUUUGGAAAAUCCCCAGAGAUACUUUGCAUUGAUUCUUACACCAACGAGAGAAUUGGCCUUCCAAAUAGCAGAACAGUUUGAAGCUCUCGGUGCAACUAUCGGAGUAAAAUGCGCCGUAAUUGUUGGAGGAAUGGACAUGAUGUCACAGUCGCUACAAUUAGCAAAAAAGCCCCACAUUUUGAUAGCAACACCUGGACGUUUGGUCGAUCAUUUAGAAAAUACAAAGGGAUUCAAUCUUCGAUCCCUCAAGUAUCUUGUCAUGGACGAAGCUGAUCGAAUUCUCAACAUGGACUUUGAGGUCGAAGUCGACAAAAUACUGCGUGUCAUACCUCGCGAGAGAAGAACACUUUUGUUCUCAGCAACGAUGACGAAGAAAGUACAAAAAUUGCAACGAGCCUCUCUACGCAAUCCUGUCAAAGUUGAAGUUUCUACAAAGUAUCAAACCGUUGAAAAACUUCAACAGUAUUAUCUCUUCAUUCCCACCAAAUUCAAAGAUGUCUAUUUGGUGCAUAUUCUCAACGAAUUGGCAGGCAAUAGUUUCAUGAUUUUUUGUGGUACUUGUAACAAUACAGUACGGACAGCAUUGUUAUUACGACAUUUAGGAUUCAUGGCAGUGCCUCUUCAUGGUCAAAUGUCUCAGAACAAAAGAUUGGCAGCUUUAACAAAGUUUAAAGCGAAGAAUCGAUCGAUUCUCAUAUCCACCGACGUUGCUAGCAGGGGUCUUGACAUUCCACACGUCGACGUUGUAAUAAAUUUCGACAUACCGACUCACAGCAAAGAUUACAUUCAUCGAGUGGGAAGAACAGCUCGUGCUGGGAGAUCGGGACGAUCAAUUACGUUUGUUACGCAGUACGAUGUUGAGCUUUAUCAAAGAAUCGAGCAACUCAUAUCGAAACAAUUGCCCCUUUAUAAAACCGAGGAAGAUGAGGUAAUGUUGCUCCAGGAGAGAGUCGCUGAAGCGCAACGAAUGGUUAAGAUGGAAGUAAAAGACAUCGAGGACAAUAAGAAAUCGGGUAAGCGAAAAAAUCGCUCAAAAGAGGGUGACGAGGACGAUGACACGGAGCAAUCUUCGGGGGUGAGAAAACGUGUAAAGGGAGGAGGUAAAUUCAAGGGGAAAGGUAAAAGAGGCAGAUAAGGAGAAACCAUUGGGAGCCAAUAAACAAUUUUCCGUUGUUUGAAUUGCCUUUUGUAUAGUAACAAUAAAAUACUCCAAUUGUGACAGCUGAUAAA
This is a messenger RNA of Venturia canescens, 1634 nucleotides long. RefSeq names its product porthos (gene pths). The transcript has 8 exons. Bases 166 to 1539 code for a protein of 457 amino acids. Lineage: Eukaryota; Metazoa; Arthropoda; Insecta; Hymenoptera; Ichneumonidae. The record is from RefSeq and is a predicted model, not a curated record. Gene Ontology annotation, molecular function: RNA helicase activity; ATP binding; nucleic acid binding.